Kogia breviceps (pygmy sperm whale) is the source of this 633-nucleotide messenger RNA. RefSeq lists its product as uncharacterized. The record is from RefSeq and is a predicted model, not a curated record. Lineage: Eukaryota; Metazoa; Chordata; Mammalia; Artiodactyla; Physeteridae.
AUGCUACCUCUCAGCACCAUCGAGGGCCAGGAAACGGAGGCGGUGCAGACCAAGCCGCCGGAGAAAGGAGUCCUGCUUUCUGAGAAUCCUGAUGAUCCACCAAAGAAGCCCAUCAGAAUGAAGGGAACAAUGUUAUUCAGAGUCCUGCCGUUCUGUCCUGUGAUUCCCUGGACAUCUUCGGAGCCAGCGCUGCGCGGGCGCCAAGGACAAGCCCCGAGCAAGCCCGCCCGCUCCUGCCCAGCGGCGCAGCCAGAACCCGGGUCCGGAGGGAGCCCCUGUGGUGUCACGAUGCUACCUCUCAGCACCAUCGAGGGCCAGGAAAUGGAGGAGGUGCAGACCAAGCCGCCGGAGAAAGGAGCCCUGCUUCCUGAGAACCCUGGUGAGUCGCGGAAGAAGUCCACCGGAAUGAAUGGAAGACUGUCAUUCAAAGUCCUGCCAUUCUGUCCCAUGCCAAGUGUUUGCUUCACCUAUUACUUGGAACCGGAUGACUCUGACUCUGAUUCCCAAUUUCCUCCUGAACCUUCGAAACCUGACCCAAAUUGCACCUUUGUUCCUCUGCCUGUGUUAGAGUUCCAUGAAAUCAAGGUGUGUGAAUGUCCCCUGUGCUGUCUCAGCUUUGUCACUGCCUCCUAA